Molecule: messenger RNA, 2376 nt
Organism: Dendrobium catenatum
Lineage: Eukaryota; Viridiplantae; Streptophyta; Magnoliopsida; Asparagales; Orchidaceae
Product: protein ROOT HAIR DEFECTIVE 3 homolog 2
Exons: 21
Coding region: 148-2376 (742 amino acids)
Biological process (GO): endoplasmic reticulum membrane fusion
Cellular component (GO): endoplasmic reticulum
Molecular function (GO): GTP binding; GTPase activity
Source: RefSeq, a predicted model, not a curated record
CUUGUUCGCGAAGCAAGGCAGCAGGUUCUGGAAGCAGCAUUUCGUUAUGUACUUGCACCCCUCGAUGUCGCCUUCUUUAGCUCAGCGGCCUUCAGAACCCUAGAGAUCGAUCCAUAACUUUCUUCUUUUCGUUUAUUGAAAGGGGCAAUGGGGGAUAAUUGCUGUUCGACUCAGUUAAUCGAUGGCGCAGGGGUGUUGAAUGUAGAGGGAUUGGAGCAUUUCGUGAAGACUGUGAGGCUCGUCGAGUGCGGUCUUUCCUAUGUGGUCGUAUCCAUCAUGGGUCCCCAGAGCAGCGGGAAGAGCACCUUACUUAACCAUCUCUUUCGGACCAACUUUAGGGAGAUGGAUGCCCUUAGAGGAAGGGUCCAAACUACCAAAGGCAUUUGGAUAGCAAAGUGUCUUGACAUUGAGCCUUGUACAAUUGUCAUUGAUUUAGAGGGAACGGAUGGGAGAGAAAGAGGAGAGGAUGAUACUGUAUUUGAGAAGCAAAGUGCUCUUUUUGCUCUAGCAAUUUCAGACGUUGUUCUUGUAAACAUUUGGUGUCAUGAUAUUGGUCGGGAGCACGCUUCUAACAAGCCUCUACUAAGGACAGUUUUUCAGGUCAUGUUACGAUUGUUCAGUCCUCGCAAGACAACUUUGCUAUUUGUUAUUCGUGACAAAACAAAGACUCCAUUAGAAUAUUUAGAGCCAAUUUUGAGGGAAGACAUCCAAAAAAUAUGGGAUACCGUUUCUAAAACCCAGGCUCACAAGUCACUGCCAUUACAUGAUUUUUUUAAUGUAGAGGUCGUUGCUUUGCCCAGUUAUGAAGAGAAAAAAGAGCAAUUCAAAGAGCAGGUUGCACAACUGAGGCAACGUUUUUUCAAUUCAGUUGCCCCAGGUGGCCUUGCAGGUGAUAGAGGAGGUGUUGUCCCUGCUUCAGCAUUUUCUUUCAGCGUACAAAAGAUUUGGAAAACUAUACGAGAAAAUAAGGACCUUGAUCUUCCUGCUCACAAGGUAAUGGUUGCAACUGUUCGAUGUGAGGAGAUUGCAAAUGAAAAGUUGAGUUCUUUGACUUCCAAUAAGCAAUGGCUGGAACUGGUGGAGGCCGUUAGAUCUGGUCCUGUACCAGGCUUUGGGAAGACAGUUAGCUCCAUCCUUGAUUCUUUUUUUGAGGAGUAUGACCGGGAAGCUGUUUUCUUUGAUGAAGGUGUCAGGACAUCGAAAAGACAUCAGCUGGAAUCUAAAGCAUUGCACCUUGUAAAGCCUGCAUUUCAGGCAAUGCUUGGACAUUUAAGGUCUAAAGCUCUUGCAAGUUUUAAAAUAGAUUUGCAACAGUCUCUGAAGAAAGGAGUAGGGUUCGCGGUGUAUGUUCGCAAUUGCUCUCAAUCAGCCAUGCUUGAAUUUGAUCAGGGGUUUAAAGAUGUUUCCAUUAAGCAGGCAGACUGGGAUUCUCACAAAGUUAGGGAGAAAUUAAGUCGUGACAUAGAGGCACAUAUUUCAUCUGUUCGUGAUGCAAAACUAUCAGAACUUGUAGCAGAUUUUGAGAAUCGAUUGGCUGAAGCUCUUACGGAACCCAUGGAGUCACUUUUUGAUGCAGCAGAGGGAGAUACUUGGGCAUCUAUAAGAAGGCUAUAUAAGAGUGAGACAAAAAAGGCUCUGUUAGAUUUGUCAGCUUCUCUCUCUGAAUUCGAAUUGGACCAGGAAACCUUCAAUAAGAUUAUGGGAGACUUGAAGGACUUUUCUAGGAACUUUGUAGAAAAGAAGGCCAGAGAAGAAGCGGGGAAGGUUUUAAUUCGUAUGAAGGAUAGAUUCUCAACCAUUUUUAAGUAUGAUAAAGAUUCAAUGCCAAGGGUUUGGACUGGAAAAGAAGAUGUGAGGAUAAUCACAAAAGAUGCUCGUGCAGCUGCCUUGAACCUUUUAUCAGUAAUGGCUGCUAUACGUUUGGAUGAUAAGACAGAUAACAUUGAAAAAAUUCUCAAUUCAAGUCUUCUAGAUAGUCAGGCUUCCAUAGAAAAGAGCAUCAAACCUUCUGCAGAUCCCCUUGCUUCAGCAACCUGGCCAGAGAUUACUUCGAAGAACACUUUGAUAUCACCAGCACAAUGUAAGUUAAUCUGGAAGCAGUUCAAUUCAGAGAUUGAGUAUGCUGUAAUUCAGGCUGUUUCAGCUCAGGAAUCGCACAGGCGCUCCAACAACUGGCUACCUCCCCUCUGGGCAAUUGCUGCAAUUAUAAUCCUAGGCUUCGACGAAUUUAUGAUGCUUUUAAGGAAUCCCGCAUAUGCUUUUCUAAUUUUCACUCUAACAAUGACAGUCCUUGCAUUAUGGAAGCAACUUGACAUUGCUGGAGAGUUUCGCCAUGGGGUGGUAAGAAAAUUAUUUCUAAUGAAUAUCAAGUGGUAA